Molecule: messenger RNA, 1125 nt
Organism: Daucus carota subsp. sativus
Lineage: Eukaryota; Viridiplantae; Streptophyta; Magnoliopsida; Apiales; Apiaceae
Product: NAC domain-containing protein JA2
Exons: 3
Coding region: 60-998 (312 amino acids)
Biological process (GO): system development; regulation of DNA-templated transcription
Molecular function (GO): DNA binding
Source: RefSeq, a predicted model, not a curated record
CACUGCAAGUCUUCAACUGCAUAGAAGAAUAGUUAAAGGCUUGGGUGUGAGUAUUAAUUAUGGGUGUGGCAGAGACGGUGGACCCUCUUUCCAAGCUCAGUUUGCCACCCGGAUUUCGGUUCAAUCCAACUGAUGAAGAGCUUAUGGUGAACUAUCUCUGCCCCAAAGUCGCUGGAGAAACUUCUUCCUUCAUACUCAUCGGAGAUGUUGAUUUGUACAAGCAUGAUCCUUGGGUUUUACCUGGUAAAGCAUUGUUUGGUGACAAAGAAUGGUACUUUUUUAGUCCCAGAGAUAGAAAGUAUCCAAAUGGAUCACGGCCGAACAGGGGGGCUGGAUCAGGUUACUGGAAAGCAACAGGAACUGACAAGGUUAUUGCUAGUGAGGGAAAAAGGCUGGGAAUAAAGAAAUCACUGGUUUUUUACAUCGGCAAAGCUCCAACUGGAUCCAAAACCAACUGGAUCAUGCACGAGUACAGACUCUUGGAGCCACAAAGGACAAAGGGGAGCUCAAAGUUGGAUGACUGGGUGCUGUGCCGAAUUUACAAGAAGAAUUCAAGUGCACAAAGGGCUGGUAAUAUGGCUAGAACAGAAUGUAGCCAUGGUUCUUCUUCCUCAACUUCAUUUCAGUUCGAUGACAAGCAGAAUGUUCAGAAUGCUGGUUGUUAUUCUGGUAAUAAUAUCGACUGGGCACCUUUGGCUGGACUCAACAAUACAAUGACAGGACAUUCCGGUGUCAUUCAGUUUCAGUUGCAUAACGAAACGCAGCAAGGAGCAAUGAAUACCAUGAACUAUAAUCAAACUAACAUGUAUCCUUCAGUGGACACUGGAUAUGGAAAAGUGGCUGAGCAAGAGGUUCAAAGUGGGUUCCCGAAUCAGAGGGCUGAUAAUUCUGGGUUCUUAUACCCGAAUGCUUAUGCACAAGGAUUCAUCAACUCGGUUGAUCCAUAUGCAGCUAUUCGCUAUCAGAACCAACCGGGCAACUCUGGCAAUAGAAAUUGAGGAAUCUAAAAUGAAGUGGUGUCAUUUUGUUUUUCAAUGUGUUGAGUUCAUUUGUAGUUUGUAGUUUUCGGACAUUUGAACCCUGUUUUUCUUUUACCGUGAUGAAACUAUGUUUUGUUUGACCUAA